Malurus melanocephalus (red-backed fairy wren) is the source of this 952-nucleotide messenger RNA. RefSeq names its product E3 ubiquitin-protein ligase TRIM41-like. The record is from RefSeq and is a predicted model, not a curated record. The annotation marks the transcript as partial. NCBI's taxonomy places the organism in Eukaryota, Metazoa, Chordata, Aves, Passeriformes, Maluridae. Gene Ontology annotation, molecular function: protein binding. The transcript has 3 exons.
AUUAACCUUUUCCUCUCUUUUCCUCCCCAUUUUGUACCCGCUGCCUCCUCCCAGGACAUCAAAGGCACCUUCAUCAGGUGUGAGAACAUCAAAUUCCAGGAGCCUGAGAUGGUGCCGGUGGAUGUGGGGAAGAAGUUCCGGAAUUGUUUCCUGCAGGAUGUGGUGAUGAGGAAAAUGGAAAAAGUUUUCAGCAAAGUGCCCCAAGCCGACGUGACCCUGGACCCCUCGACGGCGCACCCGCGCCUCAGUCUGUCCCUGGACCGGCGCAGUGUCCGUCUGUCCGAGCGGCGCCCGGAGGCCGCGGGCAGCGCCCGGCGCUCGGACGGCGAUCUCUGCGUGCUGGGAGCCCCCGGCUUCAGCGCCGGCCGCCACUACUGGGAGGUGGAGGUGGGCGGCCGGCGCGGGUGGGCGGUGGGAGCCGCCCGCGAGAGCGCCCGGCACCGGCACAAGGAAGCGUCCGGCGGYUCCUCCCCGGCGCCCAAGAGGGAGAUUUGGGCCGUGGGCACCAGCGGGAAAAAGUACCAGGCGCUGACGGCCACGGAGCAGACGGCGCUGGCGCCCGGGGAGCAGCCGCGGCGUUUCGGGGUCUACCUGGACUACGAGCGGGGCCAGCUGUGCUUCUACAACGCCGAGAGCAUGAGCCACAUCCACACCUUCCACAUCUGCUGCCGCGAGCGCGUCUUCCCCUUCUUCCGCAUCCUGGCCAAGGGCACCCGCAUCAAGAUCUGCACCUGACGGGCCCCGGGGGCUGCGGGGGGAAGGAGGGUGUUGGACUCGGCUUCUCGCACCUUGUGAGGCUCCUUCCUCCUCCUCCUCCUCCUCCUCCUCCUCCUCCCGCUGCUGCUCUGCCCGCGCCAGGAGCGGAGCUGGCUCAGCUCGGGAUGGGGAGGCCCCUUGGGAUUGAGUUUGGGUUUGAACAGGGCAGGAUCUGCCUGGUUUCAGUUGGAAUGGG